UCGCGUAGGAGGCAGCGGAGCCAAGCAGUUGAAGGACAUCAAAUGAAACAGGAGAGCUUACAGCGGGUCCUCUUGAGUUUUGUGCGUAGCCUGUCCUCCGAGCCAGGAGACAGUACGUUUUAGACAAAAACAUGGAAGACAAAUCUAAUUCGUUCUCCAGCAAUAAAGAAGGUGAGAAAGCGGACGGGAACAAUGUUUUUCAGAGGCAAGACUCGAUACAGAAGAAUAAUAUGGGGAGCCAGAACAUGAAAGCCGGGGACCAUGGGAACUCGGUGGGCUUCAAGGGGGACCGGGAGGAAGCAUUGGUUGGCUUCGAUGACCUAGACGGUUCCGGAAACCGACAUGGUUUUAUGCAGCGGCAAUUUGGAGCGAUGAUGCAGCCCGGCGUCAAUAAGUUCUCACUGCGAAUGUUCGGCAGCCAGAAAGCUGUUGAGAAAGAACAAGAAAGAGUCCAAACUGCGGGAUACUGGAUCAUUCAUCCCUAUAGCGAUUUUAGGUUCUACUGGGACUUGGUAAUGCUUGUCAUGAUGAUGGGCAACCUGAUCAUCAUUCCUGUAGGAAUAACCUUCUUCUCUGAGCAGACCACCACCACCUGGUUAAUAUUCAACGUGGCGUCUGACACCAUCUUCCUCGUGGAUCUGGUCAUGAACUUUCGCACCGGGAUCGUCAACGAGGAAAGCUCAGAGAUCAUUCUGGACCCCAAGGUCAUAAAAAUGAACUACCUGAAGAGCUGGUUUGUGGUCGACUUUCUCUCGUCCAUACCAGUGGAUUAUAUCUUUUUAAUAGUGGAGAAGGGCUUCGACUCAGAGGUGUACAAGACGGCAAGGGCGUUGAGGAUCGUGAGGUUUACUAAGAUUCUGUCUCUUCUGAGGCUUCUGAGACUUUCUCGACUCAUCAGAUACAUUCACCAAUGGGAGGAGAUUUUCCAUAUGACCUACGACCUGGCCAGUGCUGUGGUAAGAAUAUUUAAUCUGAUAGGGAUGAUGCUUCUACUGUGCCACUGGGAUGGUUGUCUACAAUUCCUGGUCCCCCUCCUACAAGAUUUUCCCCAAGAUUGCUGGGUGUCGCUAAACGGUAUGGUUAAUGACUCGUGGGGUAAGCAGUACUCGUAUGCCCUGUUCAAGGCAAUGAGCCACAUGCUGUGUAUUGGAUACGGCGCCCGGGCACCCGUCAGCAUGUCCGACUUGUGGAUCACCAUGCUCAGUAUGAUCGUGGGCGCGACCUGCUACGCCAUGUUCGUGGGCCAUGCCACCGCUCUCAUCCAAUCAUUGGACUCAUCCCGCAGACAAUACCAGGAAAAGUACAAACAAGUGGAGCAGUACAUGUCAUUCCAUAAGCUACCUGCAGAUAUGCGACAGAAGAUCCACGAUUACUAUGAGCAUCGCUAUCAGGGAAAAAUCUUUGACGAGGACAACAUCCUCAGUGAGCUCAAUGACCCACUCAAAGAGGAAAUUGUGAACUUCAACUGCCGGAAGUUGGUGGCUACCAUGCCACUGUUCGCCAAUGCUGACCCCAACUUCGUGACAGGCAUGUUGAGCAAGCUUAAGUUUGAGGUUUUCCAGCCCAACGAUUACAUUAUCAGAGAGGGCACUGUGGGCAAGAAGAUGUACUUCAUCCAACAUGGGGUUGCCAGUGUCAUCACGAAGCUCAACAAAGAGAUGAAGCUGACUGAUGGAUCCUACUUUGGAGAGAUCUGUCUACUGACAAAGGGAAGACGCACUGCCAGCGUUCGCGCUGACACCUACUGCCGCCUCUUCUCUCUCUCUGUGGAUCACUUCAACGAGGUGUUGGAGGAGUACCCCAUGAUGCGCCGUGCUUUCGAGACUGUGGCGAUUGACCGCCUGGACCGCAUCGGGAAGAAGAACAGCCUGCUCCUCCAGAAGUUCCAGAAGGAUCUGAACGCUGGGGUGUUCAACACCCAGGAGAACGAGAUAUUGAAGCAGAUUAUCCGUCAGGACCGAGAGAUGGUGAUGAUGGUGGACCGCAAGCAGUCGGUCACAGGGAUGUCUGUCACAGGGAUGUCAGCCACCGGGAUGAAUUCCACCCCGAUAUCCGGAAACUCCAUCAUUAACUCGCCGGCUCAGCCGCCUUACACCACUGCCCUGGGAAACAACCAAUUCCAGCAGUCAGCCGUCAUUCCCCCCUCCGCCUCAACCGCUUCCCGCAUCCUGCCAGCCUCAGGGCAGGGUGUAUACCCAAUCUCCAGUGUCUCCCACACCAACCUGAAUUCAUCCUCGUCAGUCCCGCAAACCCCACUCUCUCUCCAGCAGCAGGGGGCCAUCAUGUCCCCAGUGUCUUUCACCACGGCUGUGUGCAGUCCACCUGUGCAGACCCCUGGAUUGGCAGGUCGCAGUUUCCAGUACGGAUCGCCCACCGCAUCCCAGCUCUCCCUUAUCCAGCAGCCGACGCCCACUGCCCUACCGCCCCAACAAUCACAGCCACCACAGCAACCACAACAGCUGCCCCAGCAACCAGGAGUCUCUUCGGCUUCUUCUUCGUCAACACAACAGCAACCGCAGCAGCCGUCGCAACAGCAGCCAGUUCCCUCACCUAAGAGGAGUGAGAGCCUACACAAGGGCAGCCACGCUCUCCAGUCGGGAAGCCUGAGUCGAGAUGUGCGACACCUCUCUGCCUCUCAACCGUCCCUGCCUCAUGACGCAUCCCUGGGUCCUCGGGCCCACCCAGUGGCGUCCGGGGACUCCUUGGCCUCCGUCGCCCCGCAAGUGGCUGCUGUCCAGGGCACAGGUAUGCAGAGUGGUCUCCGCACCACAGUGCCCCAGAGGGUCAAUCUGUUCCGCCAGAUGUCAUCAGGAGCAUUACCCCCAGUGCGAGCAGCUUCCUCUGCGGCCCAGCACAGAGAUCCCACUGGCUCUAGGAGAGAUUCUAGAAGAGAUUCUAUCUUAAGCAGUACAGAGACAGAGCAAGACAAGAUGCGGUUUGCAUCCAAUUUAUGAUCCCAUUUUUUUUAAACUUCUGUUUCAAGUUAUUGGUUAUGGAUGGUAAAAUAUGAACUUAUUUUUUGUUUUCUCAAAUUUCUUCUUAAAAAAGAACCUCAUAGAAUUACUGUACAGUACACCCUUGUAUUAUAUUUUAGACAAAUUUCUUCCUUAAACUUAAGAAUGUAUAUUAAAAAAAAUAUAUAUAUAAAUAUGUGUAAAUCCAACUAGAAUAUUUGGACUUUAAAAGCUGUAGUAUAUAAACAUGAGUCUUCCUUUCCGAAAAAUAUACAUAUACGUACAUAUACAGUGUAUGGAGAAGAUUUGAUGGUGGUGCGGGAAUUGUUGUUCGUGUUAGUUUUUUUCUUGGUUUGUUCUUUUCUGUUUUUGGUACUGGAAUGCAUUGUGAAGAAUCCUGAAUAUGACUUUUUUUGUUUUGUAAGAGGAACAAAAAGAUUUUCUCAGAUUGCGCUGCUUUAUCACCACUGUGGAAUAACUGACAUAAGCAAACCUUGAAACUGUCAAAAAGCACACACACACUCAAACAUAAAUCUGACGGCAAAUUUGCGGGACCUUUAUAUUCAUCUUAGCAAUCAAAAACAGGUAACGUAGCUAGGUGUUCCAUUGUGCUCAGCGAUACUUCCUCUUGAGCCACAUUGUCCAUUUGCAGUGGUUAGUAAAAGACCAUGACAGUGUUAUGGGUCCAAAGGGAAAGAAACAUAGAAUUGCUGCUUUUCUUUUUUGUUGUUGCUGUAGAGAAGGAUGAUGCGUGUGGUGUGGGCGAGAGAUGGAUGAUGCAGUUUUUUCUAUUCCUAAUUUCAGACAGUUAUAAAUGUUAUGUAAUGUUGCUUCAACAAAAAAAAAAAAACCUGUGUACAUUUAUAAUAUUUAUAAACGAAAGAUUAUCACCAUUAUGCAAUAGACUGUGAUAUAAAGAUUAUCUAUGUGUGUUGUAAAUAGUUUUGUAGAUCUAGUAUUACAGAUGUUACAGAUAUUGUGUGGUGCAUUUUCAAUCAUAACAAUGUCUUACUUUUUUCAGGAACCUGUUCAUCAUUUAUAUGCGUGAGAAAAAAAAAUAAUUGAUAAAUAUACAUGUCUUCAUUAGAGAUAAGAAAACCUUAAUGCAAUAGCUAGCACCACUUGAGAAAUGCCUAUUCCGAAGUACAAAAAAAAAUCCUCAUUCUUUUGCAUAGGAUAUGUCCUUGUUUUGUAACUUACUUAUGUAAAACAUCACAAAGGUACUGCUGUAUAUAAGAAGCGGAUAGGAAAUUCAUAAUUAUUUAGAAACUCCUACACUUGCUAUUUACAAUGUGGUCCCCUUAACACAUUAGAAACAUGAUGUUUUAGGACAGUAUUAUUCCUAGAAAUGCUAUCUAUGAUUUCAAUAAUAUGGAUUUGACUAAUAAUAUAAUAAUGCUACACAAUACAGUAAUGCCUUGUUACAGUGUUUGUUCAAGAUGUAUAUCAUUUCUUUGUGUGGGUUUGUGAUGGAGGAGUUACAGCAAUUAACAACUAUAAGUCUGACUAACCACACAUCUAACUACAAUCACUGUAAAAAUGAAUCAUUGUUGAAUGUAUCAUUCUCUGACAACAAAUGUUUGUGGUUGUUUUGACACAAUUUGAGUCUCUGAUGUUUUUUCAUUAUCCACUGGAAGGCUUCUAUGUAGAAGCAUAGUUCCUCCAUAUUUCCUUUUCAUUGACUUUUCCCUAUCUUAUAUUGUAAAUAAUGUGGUCAUAUAGUGGGGCAGUUCAAAUUCCUGUUUAAAAUCCCAUUUAUCUAAA
This is a messenger RNA of Esox lucius (northern pike), 4718 nucleotides long. RefSeq names its product potassium/sodium hyperpolarization-activated cyclic nucleotide-gated channel 1 (gene hcn1). Gene Ontology annotation, biological process: potassium ion transport; transmembrane transport. The coding region runs from base 132 to 2954 and encodes 940 amino acids. Gene Ontology annotation, cellular component: membrane. The record is from RefSeq and is a predicted model, not a curated record. The transcript has 8 exons. Gene Ontology annotation, molecular function: voltage-gated potassium channel activity. Lineage: Eukaryota; Metazoa; Chordata; Actinopteri; Esociformes; Esocidae.